Molecule: messenger RNA, 2250 nt
Organism: Sinocyclocheilus anshuiensis
Lineage: Eukaryota; Metazoa; Chordata; Actinopteri; Cypriniformes; Cyprinidae
Gene: terf2
Product: telomeric repeat binding factor a
Exons: 20
Coding region: 160-2160 (666 amino acids)
Biological process (GO): regulation of telomere maintenance via telomerase; negative regulation of telomeric D-loop disassembly; telomeric loop formation
Cellular component (GO): chromosome, telomeric region; shelterin complex; nucleus
Molecular function (GO): double-stranded telomeric DNA binding; protein homodimerization activity; telomerase activity
Source: RefSeq, a predicted model, not a curated record
AGCUGGUGUGCUUGAUCUCGGACAGCUCCUGAUAGAAGCACACGGACGCGAUCACGGUCCCAGCCACGAAGCCCAGAGGCGCCGCCUGACGCUGCGCCCCGCCCCCUGCUGCAGUCUGAGCGCGGGAAGCGCGUGUGCUGCGAUUAAACCCUGAUCGGAAUGAGCGAGUCCGCGAGUAAAGUGCGCUCUCUGAGCGACGAGCAGAUCAUCAACCGCUGGGGCUUCGACUACUACGUGUUCAAGGCGUUGAGCGCCUUCAGAGACGCGGACUACACGGCCUUCACGCACUUCACCAGCAUCAUCGAGAAUCUGGUGGUCAGACCCGUCGACGGACACAGCGACAUGAUCGUCAAGCUGCGCUGCAUGCAGUUCCUGUCCCGGAUCAACAACGGGGACAAGCUCGAUCUGACGUUUGAGGAGCCCAAGACCCCUCUGGAGUCGGCUCUGAGCGUGCUGGAGAGCAUCUGCCGGGACAUGAGCGUCCCCCCGCGGGAGCAGGAGUGCGUCAAGCAGGCCAUCAUCGAGACGCUGGUCAUGGUGUGCCUGCGCGGCGGGGAGUUCGCCAGGGCCGAGGAGGUGCUGCUGAGACACUUCAGCGACGCCGCAGACUUGGCCGGGAAGAAGAAGCUGUUCGAGAGCCUGAUCCGGCGCCGGCGCUCCUCUCACUCAGUGCUGCAGCUCAGCUCCUACGCCGACUUCAAGCAGGACAUGCUGGACUUCAUCGAGCGGCUGUACCGCGUCCCCGAGCCCUUCCUCCUGCAGAUGCUGAAGCGCUCUGGACACCCCGGCGUCAGCUCUGAGCCUGUCACCUCAUCCUCACAGGACAGACAGAAGACCAGCGCCGCCGCAGAGGAUCAUGGCAGUGUGUCUGCGCGUCUGAGUCUGCGCAGUCUGCGGCAGGUGUACGGCGUGCUGAGCGAGCGCUACGGCGUCAGCGUCUCCUUCACGCAGCUGCAGCAGGAGCUGGAGCAGGAGGAGGAGGAGCAGGAGCAGGAGGAGGAGGAGAGCCCCGAGCUGCACCUGGCCCUGACCGAGACGCAGCCGGAGACAGCAUACGCCGGCAUGACUAUCUCACGCCUGGUGCAGGAGGACGACAGCCAGCUCAGCGCUGAGGAGGAGGAGGAGACGCAGAUCAGGAUCGUCGUUCCCAGCGGCCCAGACUCGGACGAUCCUGAGGUCCAGACGCCUGUCAGACGCUCAGACACACAGAACAGUGAGUGUUCAUCAGCUCAGAUCUGCACUCCUGCUCGUCACACACAGAAACACAACAGGAUCGUUCUGUCCAGUGAUGUGGAGUCUGAGGGUCCCGCCGCAUCUCCUCCAGCCAGCAGAUGCUCAUCCAGACACAAACAGCAGCAGAAGAAGAGCCAUCACAGUGAGUCUGAGUGUGUGAUGAUGGAGGUGCGGUGUUCCUCAGCUCAGGUCUCCUCUCCCGCUCGUCCCAGCAGCAGCAGCAGCUCUCCGGCCGUCAGACGCUCAGACAGAGACACACAGAGGCAGAGCAGGAUCCUUCUGUCCGGUGAUGUGGAGUCUGAGGAUCACGCCGCGUCUCCUCCAGCCAGCAGACGCUCAUCCAGACACAAACAGCAGCAGAAGAAGAGCGAUCUCAGUGUGGGUGAAUCCGCUCCGGUCUCGACUCCUGCUCGUCCCAGCAGCCCUGCAUCCGUCACACGCUCAGACAGAGACACACAGAACCAGAGCAGUGAGAUGGAGGUGGAGGAUGGAGGUUCAUCCGUCCAGCACUCGACUCCUGCUCGUCCUAGCGCUACAGACGCACCGAGGCAGAACAGGAGUGUGACUGUGUCCAGCGAGUCUGAGGAUCACAGUUUGUCUCCUGCAGCGCAGACGCCCCGCCGCCGCAGCUCUCCGUCCUCUGGAGGAGCUCACAGGAGGAGGAGGGCCAGAUGGCAGGACGUGUCCGGGACGCACGAGAACUGGAGCGACGAGGAGUCACUGUUCAGCGCCACUUCAGAUCGGUCCAGUAAGAAGUACAGCAGGAAGAUGUGGACAGUGCAGGAGUCGGAGUGGCUGAAGGAGGGAGUGCAGCGCUUCGGCGUGGGACACUGGGAGAAGAUCCGCUCUGCCUUCCCCUUCACCGGACGCACCGCCGUCAACCUGAAGGACCGCUGGAGGACCAUGCUCAAGCUCAGGCUGGUGUGACCCACACGUGUUUUAUCAUGUUUUAUACUCAUGUUCCUGUUUUAAAACCAUGUGUUCAGCUUGUGUUCCUUAUUAAACGUUUGUUCUGUU